GUGAGAAAAGAUUGUUUUGGGGCCUAAUGUAAAUAUUUUGAAAGUUGAGGGGCUUAAAAGAGUAGAAAUUGGAUAAGGAUGGCUUAUUUCUUUUCUCCUUUUUCCUCUUUUUCUCCAGCCCGAUUCUGCUCUUCUUUCUUCCCGCUGCAGCCCGAAAAUCCCCCCCUCCAAGCCGCCAGCACCAGCUUUGAAAAAUUGGUGAGAAAGCUUGGAAUUUCUCCUCCUUUCUUGUCCAAGAACCUGAUUUGGAACCCAGAAAUCUUUCCCCCUGCUGGAAAUUCCAGAUCUGCCUUGCUCUGUUCGCCAGCUGCUCUUGUUGUGGGGGCAAAUUGCUUGGGUUUUGGAUUGCGUGAUUCUUCCCUGCAAUUGCCGCCGGCCUUCUCUUCCCCCUGUAGCUCCGGUUUUAGCUGGAAAAUUCUGGUUCCCGAUCGUUCUGCCAAUUAGCAUUGAGAUUGAGUGCUCGGUUUUAUGCGAGUGAGGUAAGUAAAUUUAUGGUAAUGCCCAUACUGUUUUAAAAGCAUGUUUUGAUUUGUUUUUGAAGUGGUGGCGGGGCUAAACCCGUUUUACACGAGCAUGACUGAUUUGAAGUGAAAUGUUUUAUGCUUUUCAUUAAAUUGAGCAUGCCUACUUGAAAUUUGAGUGACUGUCUUGAUGAUUUGAAAGUGAUUGUGAAUGAUGAUUUUUCUGUUAACUUUUGCCUGUUUUGUCUCCGAUAUGGUCAUGUAUUCGUGUGCCCGCUAGUGGGAGGUUUAUAAACGCUAGCACACGUCGACAUGUUACUGAUAGAACCGGUUCGUUUCUGUAACCCUACUAGUGGGGGUUAAACACUAGUAAUUCCUGUUUGCCUGCCAGUGGGAACUGGCCAUGACUAAUAGAGGAGACGUCUAUUUCGUGCCCGUACUGUAUCUGUUUUCGUGAUUGUACUUGUUGGCAUGCUUUAAGUUUGAUAAGGGGCACUCCAUAUUUACUUACUGAGUUUAUCUCAUAGUUUUUCCUUGUCCACCAUUUCAGGAUGUGAAACCGAGGACGGGGAAACCAUGGGAAGUGACGAGUUAGAAGGCUAGCCAUAUUGUAAUUGGAUAUAAAUGUUAGAUAUGAAUCAUGAUCUUGUAUUUGGAGAUUUUAUGAUAUCAGAGAGAUUUUAAGAUUUGAUCUUCAGAUUUUGGUGGUAUCAGAUGUGAAUUUGAU
Messenger RNA from Rubroshorea leprosula, 1188 nucleotides. Lineage: Eukaryota; Viridiplantae; Streptophyta; Magnoliopsida; Malvales; Dipterocarpaceae. The record is from the annotation of a GenBank genome assembly.